Messenger RNA from Mercenaria mercenaria, 4700 nucleotides. RefSeq lists its product as uncharacterized. NCBI's taxonomy places the organism in Eukaryota, Metazoa, Mollusca, Bivalvia, Venerida, Veneridae. The transcript has 6 exons. The coding region runs from base 1749 to 3032 and encodes 427 amino acids. The record is from RefSeq and is a predicted model, not a curated record.
AGGACACGAAGCUUUAUAACAGCUAUAAUUGUGAAUAGUAUUUAAACUACGUAUCAGAUCUCUUUGUUUUCUGUAUGUAUUUAUGUACAUAUAGAAAUACUGAUUCAUUUAGUGUGCUUGAAACUGAGAGAUCACCAUAUAACAAUGUAUUUAGUGCAACAGUGGUAAUUGGCCUAAUAAUGUUUAGGAGAUCUGUGCGUUCCCUUUGGUAUAAGGAACACCUGAAAAAGAAAGGAUAUGUGUUUUCUACCUCUCAACACUCACACAACGGACUGUUUACAAUAUUUUUUUUUGAAAAUAGAUGUUCAUUCAGAGAGCUGCAAUGGGUCCCAAGUCUCCCAAGAAGAAUCUGGUAUUUUCGUUCGCCUGCAUAAUAAUGGCAUGGAACUUUCUGUACAUCUGAAUAAAGUUGUCUUUUGAAUAUGCUUAAAGUGGGAGAACUUCUGUGACCUAAUGGUAGCUGGUUCCAGUCAGUAACAGUCGGUGGCAGAAAGGAGUUAGCAAAAAGUUGGGUACGACAAUGCAGGUUCUAGAAUUGCCGACAUUUCUAAGAUUGUAUACGGAUGUUUGCGCAACAAUUUCAGGUACCAAAGAAGAAAGAUUCUGUGGAGUUAAAUGAGUUUUCAUUUUGUAGAAAAAAGUGAGUCUGUGCUCUUGUCUUCUGACUGAGAGGUUGGAAACCAGUUUCUUUAUAAAGAUUUUUAAAAGAAACGAGUUUGGUGGCUCCAGUGAUGAUUCUGUAUGCUUCGAGUUGGAUUUCCUCAGGUUCAGGUUUAUCAUGUUGGGUAAUGUUGCCCCAUACGACAUCAAAAUCCUCCUGGAGAGGCCGUAAAAAAGACAGAUAGGUAGUUUCAAGAGACUUACGGUCAGGAAUAAAUUUUCAGGUUCUCGUUAUAUUUAUACGUUUCCAUGCUUUUUCUUUAAUGUUGUCAAUAUGUUCGUGCCAGUUUCCGACGUUUAAAAAUAUUACGCCAAUAUGCUUAUGAGACGUCACCUCGUUGAUUGGAACACCAUUCAUGUACAAAGAAGGAUGUAGGGGUUUGUUAGUUUUACGAGAAAUGAGAAGAUAUUCUGUUUUCAACCAGCCGGUCAUUUUCCCACUCAUCUUUUUUCAUUUGGUCCAGAUUUAGGGUUCCGCUGCACUGAUGGGAAUGUCAACAACAAUGUAUAAGCUAAUAUCAUCAGCAAUGAGUCUGAUAUUUGAACUGAUAUUGAGGACAAUGUCGUUAAUUAAGACGAUGAAAAGAAGAGAACCAAGAAUAGAAUCUUGUGGUACACCUGCUGAAAUAUAAACAGUAUUAGAGGAACCCACUGUAAGAACAACUUUCCGCUUUCUCUCGGAUAAAUAGUCACGAAACCAAUUUAACAAGCAUCUAGAUAUACCUGUAGAUUCAUACGCGGUCAAAGGCUUUAGAGAUAUCACAGAAGACUGCGCGGACUUUUUUACCUUCAUCUAAUGCUUGGCAAAAAGUAUUAUAUAUAGAAACAAGUUGGUUGGUAGUUAAGUCAUUGGGAAAAAUCCAGAUUGGAGAGCUAAGAUAGUGCUGUUUCCUGAAAACAAGCACAAAUAUUGUUCAUCUGGCACCAGGACGCAGACGCGGAUUACAUCCGGACUACUAAUCGUGCUAGCAAUUUCACUAACUUUUCUGUUUGUCACGUGUGAAAUUUACAUUUCGCCAAAAGGAAAUGAUUAUAAACAUCUUCCAUUCAAUGUGAAUAAGGAUCCACAUUUUGACUACGAAAAGGAGAUGGAUAAAUUAAACGAAGAACGAGUGACACAGGAUGAUCCCCGCCUGGUUCAGUUGAUAAGGAACUACUACAUAGAGCAACCAUCCGAAGAACCUUAUAAAUUGUUGGAUCCCGAAAGACGAGACCCGUCUUUGGACCAGGCAGUAUUUGUGGAUAGAACGCUUAGAAAUAUGGCAAGCGGCUUUUUCGUCGACAGUGGAGCACAUGACGGAGAGAUUCAAUCAAAUACACUGUUCUUCGAAAGAAUUAGACACUGGACUGGCAUUCUUAUAGAACCACAACCUAAACUUUACCAGCAAUUAAAAAGCAAGCACAGAAAGUCUUUUCAUUUAAACGCUUGCGUUUCCUUCAAAGGUAAGAUUACAUACCUCCGGAUUUAUGUAAUGCUUCUAAAUUUAGAAAAAAAGUCAGUAUUUGUUAAAAAAAGUAAAGUAAAUGAUCCAGUGACUUCGAGACUAGAUAUGCAGUGUCAAAUUUACAUUUCACCAAAGAGAAAUGUUUAUAAAAAUCUUCCUUACAAUGUGAACAAGGAUCCAAAGUUAGGCUACGAAAAAGAGAUGGAUAAACUAAACAAAGAGAGAGUGAAGCCGGAUGAUCCCCGCCUGGUCCACUUGAUAAGGAACUACUACAUAGAGCCGCCAUCCCAAGAACCUUAUAAACUGGGGGAGCCCGGAAGACGAGACCAGUCUUAUGGUCAAUCAGUAUUUGUGGAUGGAACACUGAGAAAUAUGGAAAGCGGCUUUUUCGUUGACAGUGGAGCGCAUGAUGGAGAGAUUCAGUCAAACACACUUUUCUUUGAGAGGAUUAGACAUUGGACUGGUAUUCUGAUAGAACCACAACCUGAAAUUUACAAACAACUGAAGCGAAAACACAGAAAGUCGUUUCUUUUAAACGCUUGCGUUAGCGUUGUUCCUUAUCCGUCGAAGGUAAAAUUUUUGCCGACGUCCUUCUAUGGAAAGAUGGUUGAAAACGUUACAAGUGAAGACAAAUGGAUCAAGGAAGGGUUCAAAGAGAUAACCGUACAGUGUUUUCCUCUGUAUUCUAUUUUACUAGCCAUGAACCAGUUAACGGUAGACUACUUCAGUCUAGACGUUGAAGGUCUCGAAGUGGGCAUUCUUAACAAUAUACCUCACGAUAAAGUGAAAAUUAGAACUAUUUCUAUAGAAUAUGACAAGGUUGAUGGCGGAGCAGAAAAAUUAAAAACAUUAAUGAAGGAGAAAGGCUAUAAAUUUUUAGUUAAAAUGGAUUCGCCUGGAGCUUUUGACUGUAUUUUCUAUAAAUAGGUGUGCUGUAUUUGGUCGGCAAAGAUUCAAAGGCUCUAUUUCGAUCUCAAGCCAAAGUUAUUGUGCCACUUGUUUCACUAAUUUGAGCCGCGUCAUGAGAAAACCAACAUAGUGCAUUUGCGACCAGUAUGGUCAGAAUUCAUGCUGUUCGCUAGCGGAUACUCUAAUUACAAUAGGCUUUGAAAGCGAACAGCAUGGAUCCUGACCAGACUGCGCGGAUGCGAUGCGCAGUCUGGUCUGGAUCCAUGCUGGUCGCAAACGCACCAAGUUGGGUUUUUUCAUGGCGCGGUUCAUUUGUAGGCUCUACUUUGUCAUACUCUUCAGAAGUAUGCUAAGGUAAUUUACAUGAAGCUUUGUAAACGAAAUUUAAAUGUUGGAACUAUUGCAUGUAAUGCAAGUAUAUAUGGCGAAUUGGGUGGACAUCCAUCAUAAGUAAACAGAUAUGCUAGAAUAUUGGUGUAAAUUGAUAAAUACUGAUAGUAUAUAAUACUGGAAUCAAUUUAUGAGCUAAGUGUAUCCGAUUGUCAAAAAAGGCCUGAAUAAUCGGAUCACAGAUGUUAAGACUAUGUUAGAUAUAUCUUGUUUUUCAGAAUGUUUUACUAAUUAUACAACAUAGGUUGUAAACUGUUUUUAGAAAUUUUUAAACGAAGAGUUUUUGAUAAUUAUCUGCGACUGUGGCACGGUUUCAUUGAAAAUCGUCCAGUCUUAUGUUUGUAUAAAAAAAUGUUAAACGAUGCUAUUACAUACAAAUCAAAUGGCCAAAAUAGAGUAACUCGCCACGAAAGAUGAUACUGUUUAUAUUGCGUCACAUUAGAUACGAAUAUUGUUGUAUAAAAAAUAGAAAUACCUUAAGAUGAAUUGUACUGGAAUAGGCCAUCCAUGUUCAAAUUCGCAGAACUGAUUACUACAAAUAAGCAUCUAGCUUGACAUAUUAAAGAAUCCAUUAAUACAAAAGCGCUAUUUAAACGCUAAUAGUUGAUUGUAUAUUAUGUGCCUAAUAUAUUAUGUGCCUCAUAUACUUGAGUUGCCAAAAUAUUACAGAUGUUCCUUAGAGCAUUCCAGUUUGUAGACAGAGAAGGUAUACUACCUAUAUAUGUUACUUAUUUUCAUAUCAAUGUCUUCCUGGCUGUUUUGAUUAUAUCAAACAGUACUUACUCUGUGAAAUGUUUCACAAAUGUUCUUUGGACCGCUUGGGUGUUUAUUGUCCCAAUUAUUAGGGACUGUUUUCAUUCUGUGACGCAUUUCAUAAGGCCCUUGCUAAUUCAUUUUACUAGUUUAAAACAUAAGAUAUUUUUAUUCUAUUCUGUUCUGUCAUAUAAUAAUGAUAAGUCAGAAAAUGAUAUACGUAUUGUAUUACAGUUUAUACAAAGGUUAAACCUACUGACUCGUCCUUGUUUGAACAAAUAUUUAAACAAACAUUUCUAUGUGCCAUACCGAUUUAUAUCUGUUUUAUUAAAGAACAGUUUAUAUUGUACAUAAAGUAAGGUGAGUUAUAGGCACAUUUUGUACUAAUGUUUAUUGUAAUAUACUAGCAACUUAAACAAUUUCUUAUUCUAUCGAAUAUGUUCCGGUGCAAGAAUGCAUUUAUGCUAAUUAUAAAAUACGCAUGUUAUACGCGUGUAUGUUUCAUCCUCUAUAAUACUAUGUUAACUUACACUUUUUACACGU